Chanos chanos (milkfish) is the source of this 930-nucleotide messenger RNA. Its product is annotated as transmembrane protein 68-like. The transcript is spliced from 6 exons. The record is from RefSeq and is a predicted model, not a curated record. NCBI's taxonomy places the organism in Eukaryota, Metazoa, Chordata, Actinopteri, Gonorynchiformes, Chanidae. Gene Ontology annotation, molecular function: acyltransferase activity. Bases 1 to 930 code for a protein of 309 amino acids. Gene Ontology annotation, cellular component: membrane.
AUGGACGUGGAGGCUUCUGAUGUCAUUUCCUGCCUGUGGGACUUACUGUGGUGGGCAUGUUCUCCAUUCGUGCUGGUCUUCCUCCUGCCCUUUGUCAUUGUAUUCUUCCUUUACCUGUCCAUCCUCUUCCUCCACCUCUAUAAGAGGAAGAACGAGUUGAAGGAGGCGUACACACACACGCUGUGGCAGUGUGCACGAAGAACCUUGGCAACGCUUUGGGACGCCCACGCUACUGUCUGGCAUGGUUACGAGCUGCACGGAUUGGAGAAGAUUCCGGAUUCAGGCCCGGCAUUGAUUGUGUACUAUCACGGGGCUAUUCCUAUAGACUAUUACUACUUCCUGGCCAGAGUCAUCAUCCUGAAGGGACGAACUUGCCACUCAGUGGCUGAUCACAUCCUGUUUAAAAUGCCAGGGUUUAAGCUGCUGUUGGAGGUCUUUAGCGUGAUUCAUGGCCCUCGUGAGGAGUGUGUGCGGGCGCUGAGGAAUGGGCAUCUUCUGGGCAUCUCUCCAGGUGGUGUGAGAGAAGCGUUGCUAAGUGACCAGAUGUACCCGUUAAUGUGGGGCAAACGCACAGGAUUUGCACAGGUGGCCAUCGACUCUGGAGUGCCUGUUAUUCCGAUGUUUACACAGAAUGUACGAGAAGGAUUCCGGUCACUUGGAACACUAAGGUUUUUCCGAUGGGUGUACGAGAGGUACCGUGUGCCUAUAGCUCCAGUGUACGGUGGUUUUCCGGUCAAAUUCCGCACUUACUUGGGUGACCCGAUUCCAUACGACCCCAGCUUAACAGCAGAGAAACUGGCGGAGAAGGUGCAGCUAGCUCUCCAGGCUCUGAUUGAACAGCAUCAGAAGAUUCCGGGCAGUAUUGUUCGAGCACUGUUAGAAAGAUUCCAGCCCACAGACACUGCACACGCAACAAUCAAACAAGACUAA